Molecule: messenger RNA, 9258 nt
Organism: Coregonus sp. 'balchen'
Lineage: Eukaryota; Metazoa; Chordata; Actinopteri; Salmoniformes; Salmonidae
Source: the annotation of a GenBank genome assembly
AUGCCAAACCCCAGAGUUUACUUCGACAUCACUAUCGGCGAUGCCCCCGCCGGCAGGAUUGAAAUUGAGGUAAGGAGCAGAGCAAAUCGAGAUGUUUCGGAAUAAAUAUAACUUAACUUUACAUCUUUAAAAUAAUUGCUUAAUUCUCGUUAGGGUCUGCUUUAGCUCGCUGCCAGAUAGUUGCAUGCAACCGGGAUGGUGUCAGACUCGGGUCCACGUGCUUUCAGCUUUGACAUGUUUACUAACUGGCUAACGUUAGCUAACUAACGUUACUGUACUUAGUUUCAUUGAAAGCUCCCCAACUUUGCUCGAACCUCACUUGAUCUGCAUACAUUUUAAACAAUGUCUAGUCAAUGAUUGAGUGGGGUUUGUAUUUGCUGUUCUUGCAUUUUCAUUGGGCAUUAACGCAAUAUUAAAAGCCAUGUUUUGCGUUGUUUUCUUGUCGGUAUCUAAAUCAGCGUUGUUUCUGGAGCAGAGGUUUUACCAUCCUGAUGUAAAAUAAUGGUCUUACUUUCGCAAUAAUAAUCCCAUGCUCCUGCAAUCAUGGAACUGAAAAUAUGUGCGCGUAAAAUAGUUAAUUGCGUUGUUUAGAUUAACAUAGCUAACGUUGGUUUCUGCUGUUUCACUCAAGUUUUCCGGACAUGCCAUUUUUAGCCAGUCGCCAUUUUCAGCAUAUUUUCUUUUCAUAGCGCCAGAUGCCAUUUUGAAAAAGGAGGGAUGUGUGGUUAAGGGAACGCAAUGUACCUAAAAGCACACCGCAGCCAAUACUUUGAUUUGGUGCAAUCGACAAAUUGUAAUGAAUUGAUUAAUCUGGUAAUUUAUCCCAGCCCCAUUAUUAUUAUAAGGCACCAAGGAGAAUGUGGUCCUCCGUAGUUCAAUUGGUAGAGGAUGGCGCUUGUAACGCCAGGGUAGUGGGUUCGAUCCCCGGGACCACCCAUACGUAAAAAUGUAUGCACAGAUGACUAAAUCGCUUUGGAUAAAAGCGUCUGCUAAAUGGCAAAACAAAAAUAAGUGGACUAUGGUCCCUCUGCAAUCCGCUGUACUGCGGUGUAACGUUAUGCUAACUGUUUAUUGUUAUGAAAUAUGCUAUAAAGGCCAUACAUUUUCAGCUGCCGGACCUUUCUCUCUAUGCGGUAAAACCUUGCUGCUGUUUACUGCUGCAUACUUGUUUUCCAUUCAAACAGCACGUGGCCCUAGAUAGCCUGUAUGCCCAUUCACUCCCUUCACAAUAUCUGCAUUAUUUAGAAUGGCAUUAACUUACAUCUCAGAUUUGGUUGACUAGUUGUAGGUGCAGUGGCGCACACCAGAACGCAUUUAAGGCCAGCCAUCCACCCGCAAGCCUGGCGCGAAAUGCAGGAGAAAAUUCCCUAUUUUUUUUUAAACAUCAAACGUUACACAAUAUCUUCCAAAUGGCAAAAUGGAGUGUAGUACUUGGUGAUUCUUGUAGCAUUGCCUUUUGAUUCGUUUUGGACAAUUUCUCCAAACAUUUUGUCAUCCCGUGGGAGGGAGCACGUGGCCGUGCAGCUGACACCAAUUGUUUACGGCCAUGAUGCCAGUAGCUCUGGUGCUUCUUGCUAAGCUAAACAUUGUAGUGUAGGUACAGAAGUUGGUCAAAAUCACAGAUCUAGAAAAAGUAUAUCCUCCCUAAAUCUUUACCUUUACCCACACUAGGGCACGGGACACUCAAAACUGAUCUUAGACCAGCCUCUAUGGGGAUGGGGCAACUUUAUCCUACAACAUUGGCCCAAUGACUAUGGAGGACUAAAAGUGCCACAAUUAAAUAAAUAAAUAAAUACACCAUUAAAUAAUUACUUAAAUGUGUCAUUAAUUAAUUAAAAUUAGAAUUAAAUACAUAAAUGUGUAAUUAAAUGUAUCAUUAAUUAAUUCAAAUACCGAUUCAUUUUAUGUAAAAUACAUAUAUAAUUAUUUCACUAUUUACAUUUACAUUUCAUGAUCCUGCAUUGCAGUGAUUCAUGAAUUACUUAAAACUGUCAAACUGACCCAUCAAAGUCAGUGGGCGGGGCUAACGCGAAUCUAGUCUGAUCCAUUGCUUUGGUCUGAAGUAGAGUAGGCCAACCUGGAUAGAGACAAUGGAGGAUCUCCGUGAACUUUCCAGGGAGUUGGUUAGAGACAUUUUAAACUUAGCCGAGGAUGUAGAAGCAGGACCUGCUGACAUUAUCCGGAAUUGAUUUGUCUUGGCUUGAUGCAGAGGGUAACCAAUCAGGCGUUAGGUUCCGCCUACCAACUUUUGAUGGGUCAGUUUGACAGUUUUAAGUAAUUCAGGAAGCACUCCAACGCAGGACCAUGAAAUGUAAAUGUAAAUAGUGAAAUUAUUAUAUAUGUAUUUUACAUAAAAUGAAUCGGUAUUUGAAUUAAUUAAUGACACAUUUAAUAACACAUUUAUGUAUUUAAUUCUAAUUUUAAUUAAUUAAUGACACAUUUAAGUAAUUAUUUAAUGGUGUAUUUAUUUAUAUGACCGCAGUAGUGAAUUCCUUUUUCCUUGAACUUGUUCCUCAUCUAAGGAGUGGAAAAGUACUGGGCUACAGCUGGGGGUGUGUCUGGGGCUGGAGGAGGGAGGGAAGUGAGAAGAGGGGCUGUGUCAGCUGGAAUCUGGCAUUUCAUGCUGAGGCCCUCCCAUCACAGUAGCUGCCUGGUGGAGGGAAAGGCAUGUUGUGUAAGGGCCUAUAUGUCAACGUUCACUUUUCACAGGUGGUUGGUGCUUGGCAGGAAUAUAAUAUAGCCUAAUUUGCUCUAGACACUGAUCUAACAUAAUCCCAUCCCUCCUAAUGUAUUUUAAAGGAUUUUGGGUAAACUGAUCCUAGAUCAGUACCUUAAGGCAAAGAGUGAUUUCAUUUUAUACCAGUAGUUAGCUGGUAAUGUAAUGUGAGCAGGUGGAUUGUAUGAGGUGAGUGAGAUGGUGCACACUACACUUGACAUGUGUCAUGCUGUGGAAUUCAGUGACAUCAUUGCCUGUAGCUGUAGUGGCCAGUUGUUGCUAGUCGAUUGCCCCAGACUGACUGUCAUGCGAUAGGUUGGAAAUGGUGUCUGUAGAGAUGCACCUUUGUCCCACACAAUCAGUAGCUGUUAACAUUAACUUGUCCAGUGAAUAGAUAGAUCACAUAAAAUAGUGUAGAUGCGACAAUUGCCUGCUAGGUUAUGUUUCCAUUUGAACUAUCUUGUGUCGAUUUAAAAACAGCUGGAGACGUAAUGACAUCACCCCAACAAAAAAACUUUAGCAAAAACCUAGUGUCGAAUAAAAAUGUAGUGGUUGAAGUGUUUCCUUUACCCAUUUAGGCAAAUUGUGCCUAAUAAAUUGGUGGCAGCCUGUAUGCCCUCCCACCUAUGUUUCAUACCUCGGGUAGCCUGCGAAAGCCAGCAUCGAUAGACUGCAAUAAUUGACUAAUAUUUGGCAUAUUCUAAUAAUUCUCAUGUGCCAACAUAUUGCCAAGGUCUGUGCUAUGUUGAAACUUGCACGCCUGUAGAUCUGAAAUAAUUGGUUGCUGUAACUUGCCAGCCUACCAGAAAAGUAAGAUGACGCAAUUCGGUCAUUCUUGAAAGUCAGGACAAUCCUUGUCCUGCAAAGAAACAUUAUUUUUUAAAUAUUUAUUUUGCCAGCAUUUAGAAUUAAAUGUGGCGUAGAGCUUAUAGUUACAUGAUGACAUCACGUGCCCUGCGUACCUUCAAAAGUAUUUGGCAAUCAUCAUUUAGUCGAAGAACACGGUUUCAUUUGUUGCAAUAAAGUUAGACAAAAGACAAAUCCAUCCCAGUUGAACAGAUACAAAUUGUUGAUAUUUAGAAAACGUCUAUAUAUGCAGUUUCCAUUACACGUGUCGCUAUUUAUUUAUUUUUUAUGACAUUGCUUUUGUCGAAUAAACCUUGGUCAUUGGAAACAUGCCUACUGUCUUGUGAUUCUCACAUGGGAGUUGUUCUAGCUCAGAAUAAGUCUAGAAGCAACACCUAGAAUCGAAGUUGUUUAGACUCUAGCCCCCGUCUGCUUUGGGUCCUGUGGUCAAUGCUUUAGCUGUAGUCUUUUAUUACCCUGGGUUAUAAUGAUCACGUUAUUCCUUAGUGACAACUUGAGCUCUACCUCCAUUGAUCUCCAUGCUGUUUCCCCUUCAUUUAUUGGGUAUAUGUUGUGAAAUUGUUAAAUAUUACUGCACUGUCGGAGCUAGAAGCACAAGCGUUUCGCUACACCCGCUAUAACAUCUGCUAAACACGUGUGUGACAAAUAACAUUUUAUUUAUACUAAUGAAAAGCCCUCUUCUCUUCUUGCAGCUUUUCGCUGAUGUGGUCCCCAAGACUGCAGGUAAGACUGCUUCAAUGAUUGACAUUUCCUGAAUAAUAAACACAUACACUCUGCAAGUGAUGUUUAUCUCACAAUGGUCUUCCAAGCCUUGUGGUUGUGACGUUGCCUUCUAAUGGCAACAAAAUUGACGCUGUCCAACCUUCCCCACGCUCCUCACCCCCUUCAAUGGCGCCUUUUGUGUCAUCAGUGAGCUCUGGUCCCCGAAGGCCAGCAGCAUACGUUUAGUUCCAUCUACGCUACAUGACAAAAUGCAUUGCUGAAUGAUCAGAUAUCAUAUACAAUGCAACAGCUGAUGCAUAUAAAUGCAAAAGAGCAAGGCUGCUUCCUGUUAGUAAUUAAGUAGCAUUGAGCGGCCCUGGCCAACCUUGUCAGUCUUGAUAGAUUUCAGUGAUCAGGAGCAGAAAACCACUAUUUUGACUUCAUGCAACCUUUAUGCCUUUAAAUGGAUAAGUGGGGAUUUUGGCAAUGAGACCCUUAAACUACUUCCCCAGAGUCGGGUGAACUCGUGGAUACCAGUUUUAUGUCUGUGUCCAGUAUGAAAGAAGUUGGGUGUAUCUGCAUGCUAGCAUACAGUGCAUUCGGAAAGUAUUCAGAACCCUUCGCUUUUUCCACAUUUUGUUACGUUACAGCGUUAUUCUAAAAUAGAUUAAAUACAUCUCCAAUCUACACCCAAUACCCCAUAAUGACAAAGCAAAACAGGUUUUUAGAAAUUUGUGCACAUUUAUAAAAAACAGAACUUAUUUACAGAAGUACUCAGACCCUUUGCUAUAAGACUCAAUUGAGUUCAGGUGCAUCUUGUUUCUAUUGCUCAUCCUUGAUGUUUCUAUAAUUUUGAUUGGAGUCCACCUUUGGUAAUUUCAAUUGAUUGGACAUGAUUUGGAAAGGCACACACCUGUCUAUAUAAGGUCCCACAGUUGACAGUGCAUGUCAGAGCAAAAACCAAGCCAUGAGGUCGAAGGAAUUGUCCCUAGAGCUCUGUGACAGGAUUGUGUCGAGGCACAGAUCUGGGGAAGGGUACCUUUUUGAAGGUCCCCAAGAACACAGUGGCCUCGAUCAUUCUUAAAUGGAAGAAGAUUGGAACCACCAAGACGCUUCCAAGAGCUGGCCACCCGGCCAAACUGAGCAAUUGGGGGAGUAGGGCCUUGGUCAGGGAGGUGACCAAGAAUCUGAUGGUGAAUCUGACAGAACUCCAAAGUUCCUCUAUGGAGAUGGGAGAACCUUCCAGAAGGACAACCAUCUCUGCAGCACUCUACCAAUCAGGCCUUUAUGGUAGAGUGGCCAGACGGAAGCCACUCCUCAGUAAAAGGCACUACAGCCCGCUUGGAGUUUGCUAAAAGGCACCUAAAAGACACUGACCAUGAGAAACAAGAUUCACUGGUCUGAUGAAACCAAGAUUGAACUCUUUGGCCUGAAUGCCAAGCGUCACGUCUGGAGGAAACAUGGCACCAUCCCUACAGUGAAGCAUGGUGGUGGCAGCAUCAUGCUGUGGGGAUGUUUUUCAGUGGCAGGGACUGGGAGACUAGUCAGGAUCGAGGGGAAAAAUGAACAGAGCAAAGUACAGAGAUCCUUGAUGAAAACCUGCUCCAGAGCGCUCAGGACCUCAGACUGGGGUGAAGAUUCACCUUCCAACAGGACAACGACCAUACGCACACAGCCAAGACAACGCAGGAUUUGCUUCGGGACAAGUCUCUGAAUGUCCUUGAGUGGCCCAGCUAGAGCCCGGACCUGAACCCGAGUGAACAUCUCUGCAGAGACCUGAAAAUAGCUGUGCAGCGACACGCCUCAUCCAACCUGACAGAGCUUGAGAGGAUCUGCAGAGAAGAAUGAGACACUCCCCAAAUACAGGUGUGCCGAGCUUGUAGCGACAUACCCAAGAAGACUCGAGGCUGUAAUCACUGCCAAAGGUGCUUCAACAAAGUACUGAGUAAAGGGUCUGAAUACUUAUGUAAAUGUGAUAUUAAAAGUGUUUUUAUAAGGCUGUAACAUAACAUAAUGUGGAUAAAGUCAAGGGGUCUGAAAUCUUUCAGAGUGCACUGUAUAGCAAUAGACUUCCAGUCAUUGCGCUAAUGCUGGUCAUAGUGGACACGGAGAUAUAACAAUUGUAUCCACGAUUUCAUCUGACUCUAGGGAAGUAGCUAAAUGGCCUCAUUUGUAAAAUUACGAAGUAUCCUUUUAAGCAGCUUUGCACAUAUCACUGACUAUAACAGGGUGCCUGUUUUUUCCCCCCCCAGAGAACUUCCGUGUCCUGUGCACCGGGGACAAGGGGUUCGGCUACAAGGGCUCCAGCUUCCAUCGCAUCAUCCCCGGUUUCAUGUGCCAGGUGAGCGGUGGGUUGGUUGGGUGGGUGGCAGCAGACUCUGGGUUGCUGUUUCCAGACUAAACUCAAUAGUCCCAAAGGCUGCUUCUGCUCCUCAAUCCGGCGCUGAUAUGAAUAAAGUGUCUCAAACAAGAAGUGCUGUUCUAGGAUAAUUUGUUGCCUUUUAGAUCAUAAUGAAUAAGAUUAUAUGGGGGGGGGGGGGGGCCUCAACCUAGAUUGGCACUUAUCCUCUGAGACUCUUUCUGAAUAUGGGCCCUGAUCUGAUUUAGAUUUGACUGGUGCAACCAGGCCCAAUGCUGGGCCCCUACCAACCAUAAUAAUAAUUUUCAAUCAUUCCCUGCCAGUGAUAUUUUUCUCACGGUGGUCUUCCGAGCCACGUGGUCGUGACGACACUGCCUAAUGGCAACAACACUGAUGCAGUCCCCCAACAUGCCUCAAAGUUGGGAUUCUUGUGGAAUACAGGAGCCUUGUCAGUGGCAUGAUUAGAGAAAGGGGAUAGCUAUACAAAGAAAAUGGUCAUGAUGUCCCUUAUUCUUUGCCUUCCCCCAGGGUGGCGACUUCACCAACCACAAUGGAACCGGGGGCAAGUCCAUCUAUGGCAACAAGUUUCCCGAUGAGAACUUUACCCUGAAGCACACAGGCAUGGGCUGUCUGUCCAUGGCCAACGCCGGCCCCAACACCAACGGAUCCCAGUUCUUCAUCUGCACUGCUAACACCGACUGGUGAGGAGCAUAUAUAUAUCUCUCACACACACACACACACACACACACAUACAGUUGACACUGAUUGGUGAGAUGAGUUCAUUGAUUUGAAAUUUAGUGAAUAAUUUACAUGCAUACUCUGCAAGUGAUGUUUAAAUCACGACGAUCUUCCAAACCUUGUGGUUGUGACGACACUACCUACUGGUAACAAAACUGAUGCAGUCCACCCUUCCUAACACUCCUCAGACCCUUCAAUGGUGUCUCUCUCUGAUAAAUGCGCGCACACACACAAACUGCGGAAACUAAGACACGUCCUCACUAGUGUAAAGGAGUGUCCUACAGGGCAGCGCACCAAUGGUAGGGCUGGUACAGUAAUCGGGUAAAUUACUUUAUUUAAGUAGAUAUACACAGAACAAAAAUAAACGCAACAUGUAAAGUGUUGGUCCCAUGUUUCAUGAGCUGAAUUAAAAGAUCCCAGAAAUGUUCCAUAUGCACAAAAAGCUUAUGUCUCUCCAAAUUUUGUUCACAAAAUUACAUCCCUGUUAGUGAGCAUUUCUCCUUUGCCAAGAUAAUCCAUCCACCUGACAGGUGUGGCAUAUCAAGAAGCUGAUUAAACAGCAUGAUCAUUACACAGGUGCACCUUGUGCUGGGGACAAAAGGCCACUCUAAAAUGUGCAGUUUUGUCACAACACAAUGCCACAUGUUUUUGAGUGAGCACGCAAUUGGCAUGCUGACUGCCCAAAUGUCCACCAGAGCUGUUGCCAGAUAAUUGAAUGUUAAUUUCUCUACUAUAAGCCGCCUCCAGCAUCGUUUUAGGCCUCACAACCGCAGACCAUGUGUAUGGUGUCGUGUGGGCUAGCAGGGUGCCAACGUUGUGAACCGAGUGCCCCAUGGUGGCGGUGGGCUUAUGGUAUGGGCAGGCAUAAACUACAGACAACGAACACCAUUGCAUUUUAUCGAUGGCAAUUUGAAUGCACAGAGAUACCGUGACGAGAUCCUGCGGCCCAUUGUCGUGCCAUUCAUCUGCCGCCAUCACCUCAUGUUUCAGCAUAGUAAUGCACGGGCCCAUGUCGCAAGGAUCUGUACACAAUUCCUGGAAGCUGAAAAUGUCCCAGUUUGUCCAUGGCCUGCAUACUCACCAGACAUGUCACCCAUUGAGCAUGUUUAGAUGCUCUUGAUCGACAUGUAUGCCAGCGCGUUCCAGUUCCUGCCAAUAUCCAGCAACUUCGCACAGCCAUUGAAGAGGAGUAGGACAACAUUCCACCGGCCACUAUAAACAGCCUGAUCAACUCUAUGCGAAGGAGAUGUCGCGCUGUAUGAGGCAAAUGGUGGUCAGACCAGAUACUGACUGGUUUUCUGAUCCACUCCCCUACCUUACAUUUGUAUUUAUUUAUCUGUGACCAACAGAUGCAUAUCUGUAUUCCCAGUCAUGUGAAUUCCAUAGGCUAGGGCCUAAAUGAAUGGAUUUCAAUUGACAGAUUUUCCUUAACUCAGUAGAAUCUUUGAAAUUGUUGCCUAUUUUCAGAUUUUUGUUCAGUAUACUUUACCCAAUAGCCCCGGCCCUGCUGCAGUGCCUACUGCUAGUGCCAGGGAGAAGGCCAGGAGAAAUGUCAUUUUAUAUUUUGAACGGGUAUAGUGAUGACCUUCAUUUGACUGACAAAUAAUCCUUACCCAGAAUUCCAUGAUCGUCACAGCCUUUGACUACAAACAUGUUUUGUUGAACAGUUCCUGGUUGCCCUAAACCUCAGGAAGAACGCUGCUGUAACUACUGAGGUGCUGAUCUCGCUCUCUCCCUCUGUAGGCUGAACGGCAAGCACGUUGUUUUCGGCAAGGUCGUGGAGGGGCUCAGCAUUGUCGCUAACAUGGAGAAGAAGGGUUCCAGCAGCGGCAAAUGCUCUGCCAAGGUCGUCAUCGCUGACUGUGGAGAGCUCUGA